Molecule: messenger RNA, 6358 nt
Organism: Aphidius gifuensis
Lineage: Eukaryota; Metazoa; Arthropoda; Insecta; Hymenoptera; Braconidae
Product: ATP-dependent helicase brm-like
Exons: 6
Coding region: 198-6140 (1980 amino acids)
Biological process (GO): positive regulation of transcription by RNA polymerase II
Cellular component (GO): nucleus
Molecular function (GO): transcription factor binding; ATP binding; ATP-dependent chromatin remodeler activity
Source: RefSeq, a predicted model, not a curated record
UCUUUAAUCAAUUCAGAAAAAAAAAAAAAAAAAAAAAAGAGUUAUAUUAAAAUUGCAAAUAAAUAAUAAAAAUAAAUUUUUUUUUAAAUUACCAAGAUGAAUUUGAAAUCAUUAUUGUGUGUGAAUGUGUUUGUGUGUGAUUAAGAUGCUGAAAUUAAUUAAAUUUAUGAGAUAAACUGGAGGUUGAUAGGAGCAACAUGGCGAGUCCAUCGCCACAAUUGUCACCUAUGCCACCACCACAAGCACCAAGUCCAAUGGGUCCACCCUCAUCAUCAUCAUCACAACAACAACAACAAUCACCAUCAAAUCCCCAAGGUAGUCAAAUGGGUCCACCUCAUCAUCAUCCACAAAGUCCAACUCAGGGUUAUCCUGGUGGGCCACCCCCUGGAAAUACACAAUCAAUGUCUAAUCAAUCUUCAUCUUCCCAACAACAACAACAAGGCCCUCCUCAACAAUCACAACAAGGACCCCAGCAACAAAAUUAUCCACCUCAUCCUGGACAAAUGCCUCCAAAUAUGGGCCCACAAGGUCAAUCGGGAGGACCAAUACAUCCAAGUCAAAUGGGUGGACCAUCACCAGGUGGACAUAUGUUAGGUCCAGGAGUACAAAUGGGUGGUCCACCAGGUAGUCAUAUGAUGUCAAAUCAUAUGUCAAGUCAAAUGGGUCCUGGUGGACCUCAUAUGAGUGGUCCACCACAAGGUGCUUCACAUAUGUCUGGACCAGGUCAACAAAUGGUACCUGGUGGAGCUAAUAAUCAAAUGUCAGGUGGUCCAGGACAUAUGUCAGGACCACCACCAGGACAUAUGGGUGGUCCAAUGUCAGGUGGACAUAUGGGACCUUCAUCAAUGUCACAAGGUGGUCCAGGUAAUCAUAUGCCACCAAAUUCAAUGUCAGAUCACCGUCCGCCAGGUCAAAUGGGACCUGGACCACCACCAUCAUCAUCAUCAUCAUCAUCAUCAUCUUCGUCAAUGGGACCAAUGGGUGGACAAAUGCCACCUGGUGGUCCAUCACAAAUGGGGCCUAAUUCAUCAUUACAAAUGAGUCAUGGGCCUGGUCAUCAAAUGAAUAUGCCGGGAAUGCCAGGACAACAUAGCAGUGGAGGUAUGUCAAUGUCUGGUUUAGGCAACCAAAUGUCACAUGGUGGACAAAUGACACCAGGAUCAGGCUCAAAUCAUAUGCCACCUGGAUCACAAAAUGCUCAAAUAGGUUCAAUGCAAAUGGGUGCUAAUCAAGGUGGUCCACCAGGUUUAUCUGGACCACCUGGAAUGGGACCAAUGUCGCAUGGUCCACCAAAUCAAGGAUCUCAAAUGGGAAAUUUACCACCUGGAUCAGGUCAAGAAAAUUUAAAUGCAUUACAAAAAGCCAUUGAUUCAAUGGAAGAAAAAGGAUUGCAGGAAGAUCCACGUUAUUCACAAUUACUUGCAAUACGUGCACGACAAGGAAGUGGAAUGGGAGAAAAACAAACAUUUAGUCCACCUCAAUUACAACAAUUACGUGUACAAAUAAUGGCCUAUAGAUUACUUGCACGAAAUCAACCACUGUCACAACAACUCGCACUUGCUGUACAAGGUGGAGCACCUCCCUCAGGUAUGGGGCAGAGACCGAUGGAACCGCCACAAGGGCCAAUGCCACAAGGACCACCACCAGGUUCGAAUGCUAUGGGUCAAUUGCCUCCAAGACCAGGCUUGCCACCACCAUCUCAGCUUCCAUCUCAAUCUCAGCAGCCAACACAUCAGCUGCAGCCUCAACCUCAGCCUCAGUCACAACCUCAGUCUCAACAACCAAAUCCAACACCACCUCCUCCUUCUCCUGUACCACCUCAAUCACAGUCUCCUAGAGAGCCUCCUCCUUCUGUUCCUCCUGUUCCUCCUCCACCACCACCACCCCCGCAACCUAUACCAGCUCAACAACAGCAGCAGCAAUCUCAACAACAACCGCCACCAUCAUUACCACCACCAACACCAACACCACCACCACCAUCAUUGCCACCACCUCCACCACCAUCAACACCACCAUCAUUACCACAAUCACAAUCACCAGCACCACCAUUACCAAUACCACCACCACCUCCACCACCGCAAUCACCACUAUCGUCUCAGCCACAUCAUCAACCACCUGCUCCGCAAUUACAACAACCACCUCCGCCGCAACAUCAACAACCUCCAGCUCAACAGCAGCAGCAACAACAACAAGUGCCAUCACUUCCACCUCAGGUUCAACACCACCAUCAUCAUCAUCCACAUCCACAUCCCCAUCCACAUCCACACCCACAUCAGCAUCUUCAACAACAACAACAACAACAACAUUUACAUCAACAUCUUCAUCAACAAAAUAUUCAUCAACAACAACAACAACAUCAUCAUCAUCAUCACCAUCAGCAUCAACAACAACAACAACAACAGCAUCAUCAGCAUCAGCAACAUCAACAACAAUUGCAACACCAGCAACAUCAACCAAUUACAAAAAUAAAUCGUGUUACAACAGUAUCAAAACCAGCUGGAUUAGAUCCACUUUUAAUAUUACAAGAACGUGAAAAUCGUGUAUCAACACGUAUUGCAUUACGUAUGGAACAAUUAAAUAAUUUACCAACAAAUAUGCCUGAGGAACUUCGUGUACAAGCACAAAUUGAAUUACGUAUGCUUCGUGUUUUAAAUUUUCAACGUCAAUUAAGAUCAGAAAUAAUAGCAUGUACUAGAAAAGAAACAACACUUGAAACAGGUGUUAAUAUUAAAACUUAUAAACGUGCAAAACGUCAAGGUUUACGUGAAGCACGUGCAACUGAAAAAUUAGAAAAACAACAAAAACUUGAAGCUGAACGUAUACGUCGUCAAAAACAUCAAGAAUUUUUAGCAUCUGUAUUACAACAUGCUAAAGAAUUUAAAGAAUUUCAUAGAAAUAAUAUUGCAAAAUUAUCAAGAUUAAAUAAAUCAGUUAUGAAUUAUCAUGCAAAUGCUGAACGUGAACAGAAAAAAGAACAAGAAAGAAUUGAAAAAGAACGUAUGCGUCGUUUAAUGGCUGAAGAUGAAGAAGGUUAUCGUAAAUUAAUUGAUCAAAAAAAAGAUAAACGUUUAGCAUUUUUAUUAUCACAAACAGAUGAAUAUAUUGGUAAUUUAACAGAAAUGGUUAAACAACAUAAAAUUGAACAAAGAAAAAAACAAGCUGAAGAAGAACAAAAAAAAAAGAAAAAAAAACAUGGUGAAGGUGAAAAUGGUAAAGAUGGUUCACAAACAGAUCGUCAUAUUAAUGUUAUUGAACCAUCAACUGGUAGAACAUUAACUGGUGAUGAUGCACCAUUAUUAAGUCAAUUAGCAACAUUUUUAGAAUCACAUCCAGGCUGGGAGGCAAUUGAUUCAGAUAGUGAUGAAAAUGAUUCUGAUGAUGAAGAUAAUAAAGAAAAAAAAAAUAAUGAUUCAGCUGCUAUUGCUGCUGCAACUGCUGCAGCAGCUGCUGCUGUUGAUGAUAAUGAAAAAGCUAAAAAAACAAUAAAUAAAGUUAAAGUUGAAGAUGAUGAAUAUAAAACUGAAGAACAAACAUAUUAUAGUAUUGCACAUACUGUACAUGAAUCAGUAACUGAACAAUCAACAAUAAUGGUUAAUGGUAAUUUAAAAGAAUAUCAAAUAAAAGGUCUUGAAUGGCUUGUAUCAUUAUUUAAUAAUAAUUUAAAUGGUAUAUUAGCUGAUGAAAUGGGAUUAGGUAAAACAAUACAAACAAUUGCACUUGUAACUUAUUUAAUGGAAACUAAAAAAGUUAAUGGUCCAUUUUUAAUAAUAGUACCAUUAUCAACAUUAUCAAAUUGGGUAUUAGAAUUUGAAAAAUGGGCACCAAGUGUUGUUGUUGUAUCAUACAAAGGUUCACCACAAGGACGUCGUGCAAUACAAUCACAAAUGCGUGCAACAAAAUUUAAUGUAUUAUUAACAACAUAUGAAUAUGUUAUUAAAGAUAAAAGUGUAUUAGCAAAAUUACAAUGGAAAUAUAUGAUUAUUGAUGAAGGACACAGAAUGAAAAAUCAUCAUUGUAAAUUAACACAAGUAUUAAAUACUCAUUAUUUAGCACCACAUCGUUUAUUAUUAACUGGUACACCAUUACAAAAUAAAUUACCAGAAUUAUGGGCAUUAUUAAAUUUUUUAUUACCAUCAAUAUUUAAAUCAUGUAGUACAUUUGAACAAUGGUUUAAUGCACCAUUUGCAACAACUGGUGAAAAAGUUGAACUUAAUGAAGAAGAAACAAUUUUAAUAAUAAGACGUUUACAUAAAGUAUUACGUCCAUUUUUAUUAAGACGUUUAAAAAAAGAAGUUGAAUCACAAUUACCAGAUAAAACAGAAUAUAUUGUUAAAUGUGAUAUGUCAGGUUUACAAAAAGUAUUAUAUAAACAUAUGCAAAGUAAAGGUGUAUUAUUAACUGAUGGUUCAGAAAAAGGUAAACAUGGUAAAGGUGGAGCAAAAGCACUUAUGAAUACAAUUGUACAAUUACGUAAAUUAUGUAAUCAUCCAUUUAUGUUUCAAGUUAUUGAAGAAAAAUAUUGUGAACAUAUUGGUGUACGUGGUUCACAUACUGUAUCUGGUCCAGAUUUAUAUCGUGCUUCGGGUAAAUUUGAAUUACUUGAUCGUAUAUUACCAAAAUUAAAAGCAACAAAUCAUCGUGUAUUAUUAUUUUGUCAAAUGACACAAUUAAUGACAAUAAUGGAAGAUUAUUUAGGCUGGCGUUGUUUUAAAUAUUUACGUUUAGAUGGUACAACUAAAGCUGAAGAUCGUGGUGAAUUAUUAAAAAAAUUUAAUCAUCCUGGAUCAGAUUAUUUUUUAUUUUUAUUAUCAACAAGAGCUGGUGGUCUUGGUCUUAAUUUACAAGCAGCUGAUACAGUUGUUAUAUUUGAUUCUGAUUGGAAUCCACAUCAAGAUUUACAAGCACAAGAUCGUGCACAUAGAAUUGGACAAAAAAAUGAAGUACGUGUAUUAAGAUUAAUGACUGUUAAUUCAGUUGAAGAAAGAAUACUUGCUGCAGCAAGAUAUAAAUUAAAUAUGGAUGAAAAAGUUAUACAAGCUGGUAUGUUUGAUCAAAAAUCAACUGGUUCUGAACGACAACAAUUUUUACAAUCUAUAUUACAUCAAGAUGAUGCUGAUGAUGAAGAAGAAAAUGAAGUACCAGAUGAUGAAACAGUUAAUCAAAUGAUUGCACGUUCAGAGGGUGAAUUUGAAAUAUUUCAAAAAAUGGAUCUUGAAAGAAGACGUGAAGAUGCUAAAUCAGGACCAAAUAGAAAAUCAAGAUUAAUUGAAGAAAAUGAAUUACCUGAUUGGCUUGUUAAAGAUGAUGAUGAAGUUGAAAGAUGGACAUAUGAAGAAGAAGAAGAUCGUUAUUUAGGUAGAGGAUCAAGACAACGUAAAGAAGUUGAUUAUACUGGUAAUUUAACUGAAAAAGAAUGGAUGAGAGCUAUUGAUGAUGAUGGUGUUGAGUAUGAUGAAGAAGAAGAAGAUGAUAAAAAAAAGAAAAAACGUGGUAAACGAAGAAAAAAAGAUGAAGAUGAUGAAAUACCACCACCUAAAAAAAGAAGAGGUGCUAGUGGUGGUGGUGGAGGAGGUGGAGGUGGCGGUGGAGGUGGAGGUGCUGCUGCUACUGCUGCUGCCGCAGCUGCUGCUGAUAUUAAAAUACGUAGAUCUAUGAAAAAAUUAUUGAUGGUUGUUGUUAAUUAUACUGAUAAUACUGAUGGACGACUUCUCAGUCAACCAUUUAUGAAACUACCGUCCAAACGAGAGUUACCAGACUAUUAUGAUGUUAUCAAAAAACCUUUAACUAUCAACAAGUUAAUACAAAAAGUUGAUGAAGGAAAAUAUGGUGACUUUGACGAGUUGGAGAGAGAUUUUAUGCAACUAUGUAAAAAUGCUCAGAUUUAUAAUGAAGAAGCCUCUUUAAUUCAUGAGGAUUCAAUUGUUUUACAAUCAGUUUUUACAAACGCAAGACAACGACUUGAAACUGAAGAAAAUACUGAUGAAGGUGAUGGUGAUGAUGGCUCAGAUGGUGAAUCAAAUAUGAGAAUGAAAAUGAAAAUGAAAGGACGAAGAAGUGAAGGAAGUAGAACAGCUGGCCGACGAAAACGUGUUACGAAAAAAUAUAUAUCAGAUGAUGAUGAUGAUGCCGAUGAUAAUUAAUAAUUUACAUAAGAGAAUUUAAAAAAAAAAAAAAGUCAAACUAUUUUUUAUUUUUUUUUCCCUUUUUUUAUAGAUUUUUUUUUAUACAUUUAAAUAUUAGAUAUAUAUAAAAUAUAUAUUUUUAUUUUCUUUAAAGACUUUACAAUCAAAUUUUUUUUAUUCGAUUCGAAUGUAAAACUGCGCCAUUGAUGGGUGAGAUUUUUAAUUGUACAGUAGAA